Staurois parvus is the source of this 597-nucleotide messenger RNA. The record is from the annotation of a GenBank genome assembly. Lineage: Eukaryota; Metazoa; Chordata; Amphibia; Anura; Ranidae.
AUGGCGCUCUUGCGAGGCACCGUGCUGUUCGCGGCCGGAAUGCUGCUACUUGUGUCCGCACUGCCCGGCGAGCUGAGGGGGCAGAGAAGCCCGGUGAGCGGCACAGAGUACGGUGUAAAACUGUGCGGACGAGAGUUUAUCCGUGCAGUCAUCUUUACCUGCGGGGGGUCCCGCUGGAAGAGGAUACCUGAGGAGGACCAGAGAGAGUCCGGCUUCGUGAGGAGAGAUAAUUUGCAGGAUUCCACUAACAGAGAAGUAAACCCGCUGAUGGUACAGGCACUUUUAGGAACUAACCUGGAACAGCUCCAGAAGCCUGAUUUUCACUUAAAACAGGAGCAUUUGUUACAACAUCCCUUUAUCGCCUACGAUGAUUUCAAAGACCGCAUUCCAGUAUCAGAGGAUUUUAGUGAGUACAUGCAUCAAGUGGAAGAUACAGAUAGAAAAGCUCAGCGUGAAUCUCAGAACAGCGGUGCUCUAGGUUCAGAAUGGUUCCCAUGGACAACAUUCUCUAGGACAAGGAGAGAAAUGUCUAUUGGAGUAGCAGGCAUUUGUUGCAAAUGGGGCUGCACAAAAGCAGAAAUCAGCACUUUGUGCUAA